This is a messenger RNA of Trifolium pratense (red clover), 692 nucleotides long. Its product is annotated as classical arabinogalactan protein 5-like. Lineage: Eukaryota; Viridiplantae; Streptophyta; Magnoliopsida; Fabales; Fabaceae. The record is from RefSeq and is a predicted model, not a curated record. The transcript has a single exon. The coding region runs from base 108 to 497 and encodes 129 amino acids.
UAAACUCUUUUCUGCACCAAACUAUCAAAUAUUCUUCUCUUCCAAUUCUUCUAACUGCUUCAACAACUUUCUCAAAACUUCAUUAUCUUUUCAUUCUUCUUUCUACAAUGGCUUCCUACACCGUUCUAUUCAUGCUCGUCGCUACAUUGUUGGUUAGUUCCACCAUCGCUCAAUCUCCAUCAUCAUCACCAACCAAAUCUCCCGUCGCUACUCCACCAAAAUCUUCUCAAUCUCCAUCACCAGCAGUUUCUCCCUCCGCCACCGCACCGGUUGCUUCUCCUCCUGUACCUGUGAAGAGCGGUCCUUCUCCUUCACCAUCCGCCAUCAACUCUCCACCAUCUCCUUCUCCUGUCGCUGCUGAUUCUCCUGCUGCUGUUACUCCAUCAUCGAUCUCUUCUCCAUCUGAAGGACCAUCACCAAACGGCGCCGCUUUGAACAGAUUCACUUUCGCUGGAUCUGCCGCUGGUUUGGUUUUGGCUGCCGCUUUGAUGAUGUAGAGAGUUACUCUGAGUUUUUUAUUUUAUUUAUUUUGUUUUUAAUCACGAAUUUAUAUGGAUUCGUGUGAUUUAUUAUUUUGUUGCUCUUUUUGGAUCUAUGUGAGACGAUUCAUUCAUUCCAUUAUUUAAUAUGAUCUAUUUACUAUUAUUUGAUUUUAAUUUUAAUGAAUGAUAUAUACAUCUUAUUCUUUCAAA